Ixodes scapularis (black-legged tick) is the source of this 6342-nucleotide messenger RNA. It is a transcript of the gene Impbeta11, whose product is annotated as importin-11. Gene Ontology annotation, biological process: protein import into nucleus. Gene Ontology annotation, molecular function: small GTPase binding. Lineage: Eukaryota; Metazoa; Arthropoda; Arachnida; Ixodida; Ixodidae. Gene Ontology annotation, cellular component: nuclear envelope; cytosol. Bases 110 to 3115 code for a protein of 1001 amino acids. The transcript is spliced from 25 exons. The record is from RefSeq and is a predicted model, not a curated record.
AUUUUUCCCCCUCACAGUAAUGGCGGCCUACACGAGCGUGUCGGAGGCAGUCUUCUUGUAAAUAGAAACCUAAUUUAGUUUUGAAGGCUUUUUUUUUUUUUUUUACACUAUGAAUCCGGAUAAUUGUGUCAUUGUUUUAGAGACCCUACGCAAGGCGACGAGUCAGAACGCCGAGCAGCUCAAACCUGCCGAACAGCAACUCAAAUGUUGGGAAACCGAGAAGUGGUUUUAUUCCGCGCUUCUGUCAGUUUUCUCUGAUCACAGCGUGGAAGUGAACGUGAGAUGGCUGGCAGUGCUGUACAUAAAAAAUGGCAUCGAGAGGUAUUGGAGAAAAACGGCUACAAAUGCAAUAGCAGAAGAUGAAAAGAAAUUGCUCAGGCAGAAAAUGAUAUCCAACUUCAACGAACCGGUAAACCAGCUCGCCCUCCAGCUGGCAGUGCUGGUGUCCAAGGUGGCCCGCUUCGACUGCCCUGCGGAGUGGCCGGAGCUCGUGCCGACGCUGCUCCAGGUGGUUCGGAGUCCGGAGGACCUUCCGCAGCAGAGGGCGCUGCUGGUGCUGCACCACGUCACCAAGUCCCUGGCCUCCAAGCGCCUGGCGGGGGACCGCAGGGUUUUCCAAGAGCUGGCCAGCAACAUCUUUGGCUUCAUCCUGCAGCUGUGGACGAACCAGACGGAGGGCUUUCUCGGUCAGAUGGCCAGCAAUCAGGAGAGUGUGGGCAUCCUCCUGGAGAAGUCCUACCUCUGCCUCAAAGUCCUGCGAAAGCUGGCGGUGCACGGUUUCAAGGAGCCUGGCCGGGUUCCCGAAGCAACCAUGUUUCUCACCCUGGUCUUCCAGUGGAUGAAGCCCAUGCUACAGUGCCGAAAGUCGUUGCGAUGCUCCUCUCAUCCUCAGCUGCGCCAGAUUUGCGAGAAGUAUGUCGUCCUUUUCACCAAGGUGCUCCACGACGUCCUGGAACUCCACCCUUUCUCAUACGUCCCUUUCAUCAAGCCGUCACUCGAAUGCGCCAUCUCCCUCUGUUUCACCGAAGCGGGUGAAGGUCUCCUGUUUGAGCGUUUCAUUGUGCAGUCUCUCAACCUCAUCAAGGCCAUUGUUUCCUGCGCCGAAUAUAGGCCAUGCAAGAUCCCUGACGACACCCAAGACCCGGCCACGCUGGAAGCAGCCCAAGUGAAGAUGUCCUUCUUCACUUACUCGACAGUCACCGAAAUGUGUCGCCGCCUCGUGCUUCACUACUUCCUUCUUACCGAGGAAGAGCUCGCCACUUGGGACAAUGACCCCGAAGGAUUUGCGUCGGACGGCGGCGGAGAGGCUUGGAAAUUCUGCUUGAGGCAAUGCACGGAGGUGCUCUUCUUGACCAUCUUCCACGAGUUUCGGGAGACCCUGGCUCCUUUGCUGCUCGAAAUGGUGCAGGGCAUCCAGCCGACCGUGGACGCUAAUUCCAUCAGCUUCCAAGCCAUGCUCAACAGGGAUGCCGUCUACACGGCGGUUGGGCUCGCUGCCUUUGAUCUGCACGAUGACCUGGACUUCGACAACUGGUUCCUGCACGUCCUCAUUCCCGAGCUCAAGGUUUCGGACCCAAGGUACCGCAUUGUGCGUCGCCGUGUGGCCUGGCUCAUCGGACAGUGGGUGGGCGUCAAGCUCUCUCCCGAGCUGAGGCCCGUGCUCUACAAGACCCUCGUCGAGUGCCUCGAUCCUUCCGAAGACCUGGUCGUGCGGCUCACGGCCGCCGGGGCCGUCAAGGCCGCUGUGGACGAGUUUGAGUUCAACACGGAACAAUUUCUGCCUUACCUGGAGUCCUAUGUAUCUCUCCUCUACAAACUGCUUCAACAAGUCACGGAGUGUGAUACUAAGAUCACGAUCCUGCACGUGACAUCGUUCAUCAUCGAGCGUGUGGGCAGCCAGAUCAUGCCGUAUGCCGGCGACCUUGUCCACUACCUUCCCCUGCUCUGGGAGACCUCCGGGGACCACAACAUGCUGCGAUGCGCCAUCGUGACCACGCUCGUGCAAGUGGUGGAGGGGCUCGGGGUGCACAGCGAGAAGCUUCACCCUUUCCUGCUGCCCGUGGUGGCCUUUGGGGUGGACAUUCUGCAGAGCCCUCACGUCUACCUACUGGAGGACACUUUGGACCUCUGGUGGGCCGUCCUGAACAACACCAGUUCUACGUCCACGGACUUGCUGCAGCUGGCCCACUAUCUGUUCCCCCUGUUUGAGCUCGGUUCUGAAAACAUGAAGAUGUGUCUGCAAGUUGUACAGGCUUACAUCCUGCUGUUUCCAAAAGAGUUUCUGCAGACAUAUGGGGACAGGUUACUGAAGGCAACCACCGAGCUUGUGAACGACCUGAACCGCGAAGGAAUGUUGCUCGUCAUGAGGAUGGUGGAACUUGUCAUCAGGGUGUUUCCAGAACAGGGCCCACAGUUAUUUUACCCAUUACUGAUCCACGCGUUGGACGAAUCUUUAGAAGGAGAGAAAGCUUCGAUGCUGACAUCGGUCUGCCUGUCCAUCAUUUCCCGGGUGAUCCUCCAUUGCAAGUCUUGCUUCACUAAGCUUCUUCAGGAGGAAGCUCAGAGCAAGGGCUGCGAGGUGGAGGAAGUUUUUGGGAACUUGCUGGACAAGUGGAUCGAGAAGAUGCCACUCGUGAACCCAGUCGAGAGAGAGAAGCUCCUCGCCCUUACCCUCACCUCCAUUCUCACCUCAAACUCCAACGCCGUGUACGAGCGUAUCUGUGGGAUCCUGUUGGCCAUUGUGGAAGUGCUGAACGACGUAACAAAAUGUGACAACCUGGGAGCUCAAGUGGACUCUCUGGUAAUGCUCGACAACGAGCCAGUCCCGACAGGUGAAGACGAAAGUGAGCACGACUCUCGCAAGAUUGAGCUGUCCCGGCAAGAUCCCGUGCACACCGUGGCACUGAAGGACUACCUGUGCUCACAGAUGCGAGCCCUGAGGGAAUCGCUCGGGGACCAGCACUUCGAGGAACUAAUGUCCCAGGUCGACGUGGAAACUAUGCAGCAGCUGAAGCUCUAUCUCGAGGGCCCAGGCGUCUCCCAGCAGCAGAACCACGCUUUGGGAGGGCACAACGUGCUCGACGUCCCCCGCAUCGCCAACUCGAACCCGACGUGAUGCCGUCGUCUGCCCGUGCUCGCCCCCGGCGUACCCCCGACUUUCGCCUGUCGUUCUACGACUUUGGUCCGGCAUUCGCUCCACCUUUGCGCACUGCCGGGAAGGAUCUGUAAGGUACUGAGGAGGAAAACGAGAAUGUUAAAAAAAAAAGGGGGGGGGGGGGGGGGGGGGGGCUUGUGGUUUGUUGCUUGGAAAGAAGGCCGCCCUUGUUCGUACGCGUCUUUGGAUGGUGAAAGAGUGCUUUUGAUGCAGAGACCAGUUUGGGAGGAUGGAGAUCCAGUGGGCUGUUAUUGCUUACUUGCGUGAACAUGCUUCUUUCAUUCUGCUACUGUUGGAAGGCGGGGGGGGAGGGGGACGAGCGAUCGGUAACUUGCAAAGGUGGAGCCGUAUUGUGUGCAUCAAAAGCUGCCCCUCUCUUCUACUGCACAGUAGCAGUCGCAAUAAAGUAGAUCACCCAUGUAGCUAAUGUGUCAUUCACUGUCGGAAGAUUUAACGUUGAGAGUUUUUACACUGUCCAUCGUCGAUACAUUUCAGAAAGUGUAUUGGAUGAAGUUGUGAAAGAAUGUGGGAAAACUAAAUCUCCGUCUUAAAUUGAGAAAUUAUCUUAUUCUAUAGAUAUGGAGAGGUACUAUUUUUGACAUCAUUGUAGAUUGUUUCUGUCGAUUUGAUGUGGCCUUUUUGGGGUGGGAGCAACUGUGCAGGGGUUUUCACCAACUACUGAGAAUGCUUUCUCAAAAAAGGGGCAGUUAAAGUUUAAAAAAAAUUCUUCCUUCGAAACAAUGUUAUUGACUGUGGCAGACGUCAGGUAGAGAGUGCGAAGUGAUAACUAACAAAUUAGUUGCGUUCAACCCACUAAUGAACUUCAAAUACAUUCGCUUUAGCUGUUGUUUUCCGGUUGGAAAUUUCUUGCCCCCCUUCAAAAUAUGCAGUUCUUAGAGUUCCGACUACUAAACAUUAUUUUGUGCUGUUCUCUGGCAAAGUUAGGCUGUCUGGAGUUCAUCACACGGAAGUAGAAAAAAGUGGCAUUUACGAAUCAUUGCGAAUAUCUUCGGGAGACCUGCCCCACUCUGCUCUUUUCUGUGACCACGUGACCCCGUGACCCCGUGAUGCAGCAGAGUGUGGUGCUUCUUUUUUUAUGACUCCCCGAAAUAAUGUGGCACUGUCUGAUUGGCUCGCAAUGAUUGGCUACUCACACCCGCUGCGGACGUCACUUCCAGGUGGGACUUCCACCGCUUUUUUCUUCAUGUUUCCAGUAUCUCAUUCUGACAGAUUCAAUUUGUCAGAAUAGAUUGUGGAGCAGAAUUUAGUUGUCUAAAUUUUAACAGCAGCCAGGGCAUAUUUUGAUGUCUGCCAACACAUUCCCUAAUUGGAAUGUGCCAGCUAAGGCUAUCAUUACAAAAGUUAAUUAGUGGAUUUCAGGUAAUUGAUCCGCUAAUUAUUAUUUUACACGCGACUUAACGUCCUUUGCAGUCGACAGCAUUAUCCCGAAGGAGUCAUUUCUUGCUUUUUGCUUAACAUUGAUGACUUGACACAGUAUGGUGUUUAUUUGAAUAGAUAUAAAGAGACAGGAAAUAAAUAGCAGCUUAUGUUUUAAUUAGUGAUUUCCCUUUUUUUUUAUUUAGUUAUAUUCUUACUACUGUUGUGAACUCCUAUUAUAUAUCUAAGUUUCACUAUCUACUGUAGAUUCCUAGACCACAGUACUCAAACGUGCAGACGAUUUCUUUCCUGAAGCAAAAGUAACUCAAAUUGGCAUAAUUAGAAGAAAAAAAGAUUGAGGCUUAAAUUGUAUUUUAGCUUCUGUUUUAAGUUUCACAGAAAGAAAGCAGUCAAAAGUGGUUUUGUCUCUAAAACCUUGAUUAGAUGCCUUCGUUUUGAGCUGAAUUGCUGUACUAUACUCCGUUUCAGCAUAACUUGGCAAAGAGCAAUCACUAUGCCCCUCUGAGCCAAUCACAGGGACGGAUCAAAGCACGCUGGGAUGAUCUGUCACAUGCCCCAUCCGACACUGAUUGACUCUGAGGUGUCAGCUUCUACUGUUUGCCAAAUUGUGAUGAAACAGUAUGGCAAGUGAUGGGUUUAAAUUGUCUAAACUUGCCAGAUAUUUUAAAAGUUUCUGUAUUCAAAUACACAGCACUCUGUGUUCGGAAGUUUACGAAGGGCAUACUGACCCACUUUCUGAGUUGCAGGGAUUCUAAUCUUUUUACGGUCUACCACAGAUAUGUCAGGCUUGCGACCGAACGGGGUUAUUUACUGCCGAGGAGAAUUAUUUGCAUAAAGUUAAGAGUUGAGGCUUUGUUUGUGGAUAUGAUAUAUGGUUGCAUUGAUUGCUCCAUGUGCCUGCAUGCAUUGUAAGAGUAGCUGCUGAGAGGGGCCCAAAUUCAUUGCGGUGAUUUCAACGACGGAAUGGGGGAAGGUUGUGGGAGGCCUUCAGACGAGUUGUAUAGAACACGCUUUGACACUAAGAAACCCAUGAAAUGGGAUUCUUUGACGGGUUGCAAUUUAUUUUUCGUAGUGUUGGUGUGAUUUACUGCUGCCUGAUUGAGGCUGGUUUUUGUUUACCUGAUGAAUGUCUUUUGUUGGGGGUGGGGACGGAGGCGGGGUUUGUGCGAAAAUUGUGUACUAUAAUUGCACUUCCAGGGUUUUUAAUUUUUUUUUUUGUUUUAUUUAGACAUAUGCAGAUUUUUAGUUUAACUAGUUGUCAAACUACCCUUUUGGUUUUUCUUAUUUCCAUGUUGCUCCCAGGUUAAUUGUGACUUCUGUAACAACUCCUACGUGACGGAAUAGUAAAGGCAUGUCGUAAUAAUUAACAGGGAACGGCGAUCUGUGUUCGUGUUCUUCCUUGGACAUGACAUUUCAUGAAGCCAUUUGCUCGACUUCAAUUCUUGGCUGUUCUAUCUUUGUUACCAUUCCUCAUGCCAAUGAGAAAAAUUGUGCCAUUGCAUUUUGAGCAAACACCAACUGCAUGGGCUGUUGUUGAUGAGUCCCUAAAGCUUUAGCCAAGAAGAGGCGUGACAUGGUUUGAACUACUGCUUCCGUGAGGACAGAUUGACGAGUUAGCCACUAAAGUUUCUUCUCCCGCUGCUAACAGUGUUUAAAUAUCUUUCAUUUUCCUGGCUGUGUCUGCAACAUUGAAAACCCUUUGAUUGAACUCCUCAGAGCUGCGCAGGUGUGUAUGUGAUUGUGUGUAUGCAUAAAGGUGGAGACUGUUAAUAAAUGUUGUUUCCCACACA